This is a messenger RNA of Capronia coronata CBS 617.96, 1473 nucleotides long. Its product is annotated as RuvB-like helicase 2. Gene Ontology annotation, biological process: chromatin remodeling; regulation of transcription by RNA polymerase II; box C/D snoRNP assembly. Gene Ontology annotation, cellular component: NuA4 histone acetyltransferase complex; Swr1 complex; Ino80 complex. Gene Ontology annotation, molecular function: ATP binding; ATP hydrolysis activity; DNA helicase activity. The transcript has 2 exons. Bases 1 to 1473 code for a protein of 490 amino acids. The record is from RefSeq and is a predicted model, not a curated record. NCBI's taxonomy places the organism in Eukaryota, Fungi, Ascomycota, Eurotiomycetes, Chaetothyriales, Herpotrichiellaceae.
AUGGCGGCCGUAAGUUUUCCUGAUUCUGUCCGAUGCUCCACAAGGACUAAUUCGGCGCAGCCCAUAACUACGGUGUCGGAGGGCCGUGAGGUCCGUGGACUCAACCUCAUUGCUGCGCACUCUCACAUUCGCGGACUGGGAGUCGAUCUAGCGACGCUCGAGCCACGCGGUUCUUCACAGGGUCUGAUCGGACAAGAGAAGGCGCGCAAGGCAGCCGCAGUGAUCCUACAGAUGGUCAAAGAGGGAAAGAUUGCAGGCAGAGCAGUAUUGGUCUCUGGACCUCCCGGGACUGGUAAAACUGCGAUUGCCUUGGCCAUGGCGCAAUCGCUUGGGCCAGAUGUUCCAUUCACGAUGCUCGCAUCCUCGGAAAUCUUCUCCCUUGAAAUGUCCAAAACCGAGGCUCUCACCCAAGCCUUCCGCAAAUCCAUCGGCGUCCGGAUCAAGGAAGAGAGCGAGAUCAUCGAAGGCGAAGUUGUGGAGAUUCAGAUUGAUAGAAGCGUUUCGGGGGGGAAUAAACAAGGCAAGCUCACCAUCAAAACUACGGAUAUGGAAACCGUCUACGACAUGGGAACCAAAAUGAUCGAUUCUAUGACCAAAGAAAGAGUGAUGGCCGGAGAUGUGAUAUCAAUCGACAAAUCGUCAGGAAAGAUCACCAAGCUGGGCAGGUCAUACACAAGGUCCCGGGAUUACGAUGCCAUGGGUGCGGAUACCAAAUUUGUGCAGUGUCCUGAGGGCGAGCUCCAGGUCCGAAAGGAGGUCGUCCACACAGUCUCCCUCCACGAGAUCGACGUGAUCAACUCCAGAACGCAGGGAUUCCUUGCAUUAUUUUCGGGCGAUACGGGCGAGAUUCGAAGCGAAGUGCGCGAUCAGAUCAACACGAAAGUUGCGGAGUGGAAAGAAGAAGGGAAAGCGGACAUUAUUCCGGGGGUACUGUUCAUCGACGAAGUGCACAUGUUGGACAUUGAGUGUUACUCCUACAUCAACCGGGCAUUGGAGGCGGACCUCGCCCCAAUCGUAAUCAUGGCAAGCAACAGGGGCAACACGCGCAUACGUGGAACGACAUAUACCUCACCCCAUGGCCUCCCAUUGGACUUUCUUGAUCGCGUCGUCAUCAUCAGCACACAACCUUAUUCAUCUGAAGAGAUCUCCCAGAUUCUUGCCAUCCGGGCCCAGGAGGAAGAGGUUGACCUAUCGGCGGAUGCCCUUGCCUUGCUCACAAAGAUCGGCCAAGAGUCAGGUCUGCGGUAUGCGAGCAACAUCAUCACGACAUCCACUCUAGUGAGCCAGAAACGGCGAGCGAAAGAGGUCGGCAUAGAGGAUGUGCAGCGGAGCUACAAGCUCUUCUAUGACCCUCUGAGAUCGACUAAGCUGGUGACUGAUUUCGAAAGACAGUUCAUCAGUGAAAAUGGCGAGGUCAGCUUUGUGCUGAACGGUACCAACGGCACCGGUGCCGAUGCGAUGGAUACAGCUUGA